AUCUAAAUUCGGAUCCACGAAAACAAUGCACCUACGCCACGUACGCAUCGAAGUGCCGGCAGCGGAGACUUCAACUAAGGCUAGUCGUAAGCUGCUGGCAAUUAUUGCCACGCAUGAGGAAUACAAGGAUAAAUCGCCUGAAGUCUUCGAUGAGGCGAUGGUGUAUCUCCACGGGUUCCCAGACAUGGGCGUGCAUCCCACCAAAGUGGAUUUCGCUUCUCGAGUUCCGGCUAAACUUGCCGAAUUUUGGGUAAACCAGAAAGAUAAGAAAAAAAUCUUCCUAACUUUUAACUUCGGCGGCGUCCCAGGCUCGGACGAUGAACUGCGAUUCACAGACAAACUCAUCUCCCUGGAAGUCGAGGACAUGAUCGUCAAGAAGAGCAGUUCGGUGAAGCAUAUUCAUGAAGGUUUACGGGGUCGCAUGGAAAUGGGCCAGCUCACCGCCGGAACUCUGAUGUAUCCGUUCGAUCUGAACUUGAGCUAUAUGUCCAAGCACGAAGAUAAUACCUGCAACUUCCUCAGCGUUCAACGGCAGCUAGACACUCCAGGUGUCACACCCAUACUUGCCUCUUAG
This is a messenger RNA of Phytophthora nicotianae INRA-310, 574 nucleotides long. RefSeq lists its product as hypothetical. Lineage: Eukaryota; Oomycota; Peronosporomycetes; Peronosporales; Peronosporaceae. The transcript is spliced from 2 exons. The coding region runs from base 26 to 574 and encodes 182 amino acids. The record is from RefSeq and is a predicted model, not a curated record.